This is a messenger RNA of Cyphomyrmex costatus, 2146 nucleotides long. RefSeq lists its product as uncharacterized. The transcript has 5 exons. The record is from RefSeq and is a predicted model, not a curated record. Lineage: Eukaryota; Metazoa; Arthropoda; Insecta; Hymenoptera; Formicidae. Bases 77 to 2146 code for a protein of 689 amino acids.
CUAAGAGAUCAGUGAGGGAUCAAAAAAAGGUUACUAUUAUAACUGAUUAUAACAUCUAAAAAAUUUUGUGAUUAUAAUGGCUGCAGAGAAAGAACAGGAAGACACAGACAUACUUUGGGAAGAUAUGACGACUUUUGCUAUACAACAACAACAAUGCUUAUUUGAACUACUUCCCGACUGCAUAAUAUAUAAAGAGAACGAACAUGAAUAUCUAAAACAAAAUAUUGGAUAUGCAAUUUAUGGUCCACCACAGAAUACCGAAAGUACAAGUACAAAAGAAGAUCACGUUUAUUGUAAAACAGAAAAUCUAAAUGAUACAGAUGUAGUUGGGACAGUAGGUUACACAGAAGAUGCACAAAAAGUCAUAAAUAAGAUAUAUGAUAAAAUACGAACAUCUUCAGUAAAAACUGAUGACUCUGGGUCGAUUUAUUGUGGUGUAAUUUAUAAUAUGGUAUUCCGUCCUAAAACAAAAAAUGUGAAGUCCAAAAAAAAAGCAAAAGAAGAAACAAACAAAGAUAAAAAAGAUCUGCUUAUCGUAAUGCCUGUCCCUAUUUUUACAAUCAGGAAUAAGAAAAAAUAUGAAACUGCAAAAAAGGCAAAACAAGAAAGUACAUUAACUGUUGCUGAAGUACAGUAUGAAACAUUGUACAUUGAUGUCACUGGCAGAGUAUAUAAAAAUUGGACAGACUAUAAAGAAAAUAAUAAUUUACCAGAGAGUACUAUGGUUCUUCCAAAACAUGGUUUUUAUGAAUCAGAUCCACAUUAUCUUCCUACAGAAGAUUAUUCGACAGUUUGGUUAGAAAUCCUGGAGUCUCCUUCAUGUAAAUGGAAGACAAAACUCUGCAAGGGAAUAGAUUUUGCUUCUACUGUCGUCGGAUGUGGCACAAUUGGUUUGAGUAUUGCAGCGCUGUUUACACCUCUUGCACCAGUUGUUGCUAUAUCAGGUGUUGCUGCUGCUGGUGUGACUGGUGUUUGGUCAUUGAGUCGGAAUACCCAUCAAUUAGUAGACCGCAGUAGCCAUGAAGAAUCUAUUCAUGUCUUAGACAGAGAAGCAUUUGGACAUUACCUCAGCAUGGCCAGUACUGCAUUUGGUUUAGGAGCAAUUGGAGGGACAGCUAUUAUUUCCAAUGUUGCUGCACGUGGUAUGUCAGUAAAUACCUUAGCAAGAGUAGCAUUUAAUACCGUACAAGGUGGCAGUCUGAUCUUGAGUGGUAUUGGUAUCAUAUAUCAAGGUCACUUUAUGUAUGAUAAGUAUAAAAAGGAUAAAACUGUCAGUGUCAUAGAUGCAUUAAAUUUGGCGACGCAUCUUAUGUUCUUUUACGGGUCAGUAGUUAAGGUUAAAUUCGCCAGCGACAUAAUCGAGAGUACUCAGGGUAAAGUUAUCAAUGACUAUAAGGAAACAUUAAACACCAAACGUCUUCGUAAAAAAUUCAAUAAAAUUGCAAGGCAAGCUGCCGAGAAUAAUACAUGUAAAAUAUCCGAAAAUGCCGAAGUGAUACUUUAUAUAAAGCAACGUCAAGAGCUUUUGUCAAAUAAGUUUGUAAGUACUACCGGCAGUGAACGGGUAGACAGUACUUCACCUAAAAUUGUAUGGUCUGUUGACCGUGGUAAAUUAACAGUCAAUGGUAUGGUAUUGUUAGAUCCUAUCGAAUUUGUUACUCAUCUUAUAAAACUGGGCAUAUUUGUGGGAAUCGACCAAAACGAUUCAUCUGGUCCACUAAAUAAUGCUAAUGAAUCUGUCGUUGAACAAUUAAUGAAAGUAUUCUGUGAUUUAUUAUCGAACUUCUAUUUGAGCGAUAACUGUCCUAAAAGUGAAAAACUACCGAUAGUGCCUGACUUUGAACCUUUAAUAAGGGAGAUUAGCUCCAUGCAGAUUAAUGAAGAUUACUUGAAGAUGCUGUUUAAAAUCACUGAAAAAUUAAUGAAACGUUCCAAAGAUAUGGCCGAUUUUUUACUCCUGACUUUUGCUUUUGUUUGGCAGUAUUGUAAAGCAAACGUAAAACAGUGGGGUAUGACUUUAUGCCCGGAAAGCGCUUCCAGCAACAAGAUUUUGCAAAGAAUUAUUAUUGCUGUUUUUGAAGCCAUUGAUAUGGUGUCUAAUUUCGGAGUGCAGCCUAUUCGUCAAGCAAAUGAUUCUUACUCAUGA